This is a messenger RNA of Theobroma umbraticum, 624 nucleotides long. NCBI's taxonomy places the organism in Eukaryota, Viridiplantae, Streptophyta, Magnoliopsida, Malvales, Malvaceae. The record is from RefSeq and is a predicted model, not a curated record.
UUCACCCGCUAAAAGACAGUCUCUUUUUGUUAUUUUUCCUCAAAACCUAUGUUACUUGGAUCCUCUUCUGUUCCCCUCCAUUAAUUAAAUUAAAAAACCCUUUUCUCUUCUUUCAUAUGCAUAUUAUCUAUCUGUUCCCUCUAUCCUUAUCCCUCAUAUAUUUUAUUCCCCUUCCUCAUGAGACAAUUAAAGCUAUGAAUUUCUUAUCAUAUUUUCUUCUUAUUUUGCUGCUCUCCCAUCUCUUUCAUCAUUCAGCUUUGGCCAUGAGAAAACUUGAUGAUUUUGGGAUUGAUAAAGCUAGAGAAUCAUCUAUGGAUCUUGAUGAUCAGGAUACACCAUUUAUUGGAGGUGACUAUCAUUUUAAAAGGAAAGAGUUGCAUGAAGUACACUCUGGACCAAAUCCAAUUAGCAAUUCAGUCCCAAAAAAAAGUUUGAAAACAAAUUUGAGAAGAAUAUCCCCAUAGCUUAAUUUUCUUUCACUUUUGUAAUUUUUUUUUACAGAAAAGCAAAAGGUUUGUAAUUAAUUGGGAAUUAAGAUUGCCUACUGUUAUAAGUAGUUUGUCAAUAAAAAUAUUAUCCUUGCUUUAUUUUUAUAUUAUAAAUAUCAAUAAAGCAUCAUCAUGA